Vitrella brassicaformis is the source of this 1843-nucleotide messenger RNA. Lineage: Eukaryota; Vitrellaceae. The record is from the annotation of a GenBank genome assembly.
UCAGGUGAGCUUGACGGCGUCAUCCCACGCUCCCCAGUCAAACCAGAUCUCGGCUUGAAGGUAGACCUGUCCCACAAUGUUCAUCUCAAAUGUGAUAUCGAAACCGACGGUGAAGCUGAUGGUAGGGUAAAGCUAGAGAUAUCCGAUGGAGAGAUGCCCGCAUAGAUACUUCCUUACCUGUAGAACGUGUCGAACUCCUCGCUGGGAACACCGAAUAAGGCCAGUACGUUUGGCAGCAGGCCGCGGUAGAAGUAGAAAAAGAAUGUCUCCUCAGAUGUGAGGAAUGAGGGCAGAGUGAUGGCAAGCUGACAAUCAAAGGAGCCUGUCAAGGCACCGAAUUCGACCUGCGCAUUACACGAUAGGGGCCCCCAAUCAAAGCCCAGGUGGAGACCCUCGUCAAGGAUCUCCCCGUGUUCUUUAACGAGGAAUGCUUCCUGCAUGCACAGUGCACACACCAUAUGAAUAUGGGAAUGCACAAGUAAGCAUAGGCGCUUCCUCACCUGCUGACAGGGAGUACAUGAUCCCUUGUUCUCCUUCUCACACAUCUCCAGCUCCCGUCGAUUGAGUCGUCUUCUUAUGCCUCCCACCACCCGCUGCAUCUCUUUGGUCACGUUUGAAUCAUUAAGUGUCUCGUUGAUAUAGCGGAGGGCACCCUCCAUGGACCCCGGCGGCAGGCAAUCACCGUGAUCCCAGCCAAAUAUUGAGAGGAAGCAACCGCAGUCGCAGAUACCAUCACCCUGCAAGUAGAUAUGGUCUGAUCUCUCAUUUGAUGCCUGAGCGUUUUCUGAUCCCUACUUGCAUGCAGGGCGUGCACUGGUAAGGCUCGUCUUCAUUUCGCAGGCAGUGGCGAUACAGACGCUCGCCAUGAGGGCCCUCGUGGGAGUGCUGGAUAUCAUGCUUGACGUCUCGCUGAAUCUCGAGACACGAGCCGCCGGAGCAUUCGAAUUCACCCUAGAAGAAGAGACACGAGCAAGGAGGUCUGAUCCUUUGCAGCGAUGUGCAAUGCGGCUAGAUACCUGCACAUAGACGUCUUGGUGCGACACCAGUGUGAGGCCAGAGCUAUUGAUCACGUGACUGUCGACACAGUCCAGCUCAGGCUCCUCGUCAUCGCACAGAAAGCUGCAAUGCUGGGCUUCGUGUGCUCGCUCAAGUGUCACUUUUCCCUCCUCCACCAGCUGCCGCCAGCGGUACUUCUGACGGACAAUCAGCCUGACACUGGCGUCACGUCUCACGUUGAAGUGAAAGUUCUCACAGGCGCGGUAGGACAACGGGCUGCCGGUCUCGUUGAUUUGGUAGAAGAGCGUGUGGUCAAAGAAGUUGAUUACCUCAGCCUGCCGUGCCUUCCUUCGCGGCCAUUGAUAAGUGAGUGGCUUGUUCGUCGAAGUAUCGGUGAGCGUGAUGGCGUGGGAAGGCAAGGGCGGCCAAGAGAUGGUGUAGUCUGACCCGUUGACUGUGAAAUGCUGCGGGAUGGUCAUGAAGGUCACGGGGGCGGAUGAUGAGUCGGACAGGCCGUAGAUGCAGCUGAUGUUGCCGCCUCUCUCAGACUGCGCGAAUGGCGCCUGCAGCUGACCCUUCCACGUCCCUUCGGCGAACACACAACAAAUCGCAAUGUAUGAGAGACCACAUCCAUGUAAGCAACAUGCGCUCAUGCUCGAUGGCUGUGUGCACCUUCGAUGUAUGGAAUGCCAUGACGCCUCCUUUGCGGGAUCGGGGACGCAUUGCUCAGCAGGAGGAGGGCCAAGGAGAUCAAGAGAGGAGGAGAAGCCCCCAUCGGGGACACCGUGAACGGGUUUGACGUCCCUGAUGGGGCAAUGAGGGUGAGGGAAGUACUACUUCAUCCACU